UAUAGAGACAUCUGAUAACAGAAGCCUGCAGUAGAGAAUGGAGCUGAACCUUCUACUGUGUCUCCUGCUGUACGGACAUCUAUACAUCACUUACUGUGAUAUUCCACAUGUAAGUCAGGCAGAGGGAAGCCGCGCCAUCCUUCGCUGUGGAAACCUAGCUAAUGGUACAGUGACCUGGAGCAGAGACAUCAAUGAACAGAGAGUGGACAUUCUGACCACUCAUAAUGGAGAGACGACCAAACACAUCGCUGAUCCGGACAGGCACUAUGACUCAAGAAAAGAUCAGGCACUGAUUAUAUUCAGACUCUCGCAGUCAGACGUUGGUAGAUACUACUGCAGUGGAGCUACAGUGAAACUGACUGUGUCACCACCCUUCAUCAGUCAGAGUGAAACAGAGGGGAGAGACGUCAUCCUGCCCUGUAUAAAUGAGGGUAAAGUGAUCUGGAGUCAAGACACUGAUGGAGGAAGAUCAGAUAUCCUCAGUGCUGAAAAUGGAGAAAUCACCCAGAAACACAGACCUGAUCCAGAAAACAGAUACAGUGUAGUUAGUAGUUUAUCACUCAUAAUAAAGAGCGUCUCUCUCUCUGACUCUGGGAUUUACUACUGUAACUCUGCUCCUGUAGUGAAUCUCACAGUGAAUCCUGCGCCAUUAAAAGCUGUGUCUUCAGAUGCAUUAUUAACUACUGCAUCCAGCCUCCUGCACACUGAAUAUACCACAACACCUACAGUAGCUGCAGGCAGAGUGAUCCUCCACCAGAAUAGACAGACAGACUGGACAGCAGGGAAGGAGGCAGCCCAGCUCAGCCCCUCAGAUGGAGAAGAAGGCCCCUCAAGCCAGUAG
Messenger RNA from Colossoma macropomum (tambaqui), 841 nucleotides. RefSeq lists its product as uncharacterized. Gene Ontology annotation, cellular component: plasma membrane; axon. Bases 38 to 841 code for a protein of 267 amino acids. The record is from RefSeq and is a predicted model, not a curated record. NCBI's taxonomy places the organism in Eukaryota, Metazoa, Chordata, Actinopteri, Characiformes, Serrasalmidae. Gene Ontology annotation, molecular function: cell-cell adhesion mediator activity. The transcript has 5 exons. Gene Ontology annotation, biological process: axon guidance; dendrite self-avoidance; homophilic cell-cell adhesion.